Messenger RNA from Psammomys obesus (fat sand rat), 3541 nucleotides. RefSeq names its product ral guanine nucleotide dissociation stimulator (gene Ralgds). Gene Ontology annotation, cellular component: plasma membrane. The record is from RefSeq and is a predicted model, not a curated record. The transcript is spliced from 18 exons. Bases 174 to 2729 code for a protein of 851 amino acids. Gene Ontology annotation, molecular function: guanyl-nucleotide exchange factor activity. Gene Ontology annotation, biological process: positive regulation of GTPase activity; Ras protein signal transduction. NCBI's taxonomy places the organism in Eukaryota, Metazoa, Chordata, Mammalia, Rodentia, Muridae.
UGCUCACCCCCACCACACACACACACACCUUGGGACCUGGACUUUCCUUCUGGUUCUUCAUCAGCAAGUUGCCCUGGUCUGCUGCAGUUUCCAGACAGCUCUCCUGUUACCACCGGCCACAGGACCCAGGUCUGGAAGUAGCCUUAGGGAAAGGUGGGCUGCCUGUGCGGUACAUGACUGGAAAGAACCUUGUCCCAAAAGAGAGCUCUACGCAGGAGAUUGGGGAAGAGCUGAUCAACGGGGUCAUCUACUCCAUCUCCCUGCGCAAGGUCCAGCUACACCAGGGAGCCACCAAGGGCCAGCGCUGGCUAGGGUGUGAGAAUGAGUCGGCCCUGAACCUGUACGAGACCUGCAAGGUGCGCACGGUGAAGGCUGGCACUCUGGAGAAGCUGGUGGAGCACCUGGUGCCCGCCUUCCAGGGCAGUGACCUUUCCUACGUCACCGUCUUCCUGUGCACCUACAGAGCCUUCACCACCACUCAGCAGGUGCUAGACCUGCUGUUCAAAAGCAGGUACGGUAGAUGUGACGCCCUCACGGCCUCCUCUAGAUAUGGCUGCAUCCUCCCGUACUCCAGUGAGGACGGCGGACCGCAGGACCAGCUCAAAAAUGCCAUCUCCUCCAUCCUGGGCACCUGGCUGGACCAAUACUCAGAGGAUUUCUGUCAACCUCCGGACUUUCCCUGCCUCAAGCAGCUGGUGGCUUACGUACAGCUCAACAUGCCUGGUUCAGACCUGGAGCGCCGUGCUCACCUUCUCCUGGCCCAGCUGGAGGACCUGGAGCCCAGUGAGGUUGAGCCUGAGGCCCUGUCCCUAGCUCCAGUGUUGUCUCUGAAACCAGCCUCACAGCUCGAGCCAGCUCCCGAACUGCUUCUGGCACCGAGCCGAGCCGUGUCACCAGCACCGGAACCAGAGCCAGCAGCAGCCCCGGUACCAGUCCUGGCAUCCAGCCCGGUGGUGGAACCUGCUCCAGAGCCACCUUCAGAGCCUGAACCUGAGCCAUCCCUAGCCCUUGCUCCAGAGCUGGACCCCACUCUCCCGCAGACCCUCGAGCUCGAGGCAGCUCCUGCAGUAGAGCCUUCCUGGCCUUUGCCUGGAGCCACAGAGAAUGGACUGGAUGAGAAGCCUCACCUCCUGCUAUUCCCUCCUGACCUAGUGGCUGAACAGUUUACACUGAUGGACGCAGAACUUUUCAAGAAAGUUGUGCCCUACCACUGCCUGGGCUCCAUCUGGUCCCAGCGGGACAAGAAAGGCAAGGAGCAUCUCGCACCCACCAUCCGCGCCACUGUUGCCCAGUUCAACAACGUGGCCAACUGUGUCAUCACUACCUGCCUUGGGGACCAGAGUAUGAAGGCCACGGACAGGGCCCGGGUGGUGGAACACUGGAUCGAGGUGGCCAGGGAGUGCAGAGUGCUCAAGAAUUUCUCCUCCCUCUACGCCAUCCUCUCUGCUCUUCAGAGCAAUGCUAUCCACCGCCUAAAGAAGACGUGGGAAGAGGUCUCCAGGGACAGUUUUCGAGUGUUCCAGAAGCUGUCGGAGAUUUUCUCUGAUGAGAACAACUAUUCCCUGAGCAGAGAGCUACUCAUCAAGGAAGGUACCUCCAAGUUUGCCACACUGGAAAUGAACCCUCGGAGAGCCCAGAGGCGGCAGAAGGACACAGGUGUCAUCCAGGGCACUGUCCCCUACUUGGGCACAUUCCUCACUGACCUGGUGAUGCUGGACACUGCCAUGAAGGACUAUCUGUAUGGGAGACUUAUCAACUUCGAAAAGAGAAGGAAGGAGUUUGAAGUCAUCGCCCAGAUCAAGCUGCUGCAGUCGGCCUGCAACAAUUACAGCAUUGCUCCCAAGGAGCACUUCGGAGCCUGGUUCCGAGCCAUGGACCGGCUUAGUGAGGCUGAGAGCUACAACCUGUCGUGUGAGCUGGAGCCCCCAUCUGAGUCAGCCAGCAACACUCUGAGGAGCAAGAAAAGCACAGCCAUUGUCAAGCGCUGGAGCGACCGACAGGCUCCCAGCACCGAACUCAGUACCAGUAGCAGUGCCCACUCCAAGUCCUGUGACCAGCUUCGCUGCGGCCCCUACCUCGGCAGCGGGGACAUCGCCGACGCACUCAGUGUGCACUCGGCCGGUUCUUCCAGCUCUGACGUGGAAGAGAUCAACAUGAGCUUUGUCCCAGAGUCUCCUGAUGGCCAGGAAAAGAAGUUCUGGGAGUCAGCCUCCCAGUCGUCCCCAGAGACCUCCGGCAUCAGCUCAGCCUCCAGCAGCACCUCUUCCUCGUCGGCCUCCACCACGCCCGUGUCGACCACCCGCACCCACAAGCGCUCCGUCUCAGGGGUGUGCAGCUAUAGCUCCUCGCUGCCACUCUACAACCAGCAGGUGGGCGACUGCUGCAUCAUCCGGGUGAGCCUCGAUGUGGACAACGGCAACAUGUACAAGAGCAUCCUGGUAACCAGCCAGGAUAAGGCCCCAACCGUCAUCCGAAAAGCCAUGGACAAACACAACCUAGAUGAGGACGAGCCAGAGGACUACGAGCUGGUGCAGAUCAUCUCAGAGGAUCACAAGCUGAAGAUUCCAGAAAACGCCAACGUGUUCUAUGCCAUGAACUCUACUGCCAACUACGAUUUUAUCCUAAAGAAGCGGACCUUCACUAAGGGGACUAAGGUCAAGCAUGGAGCCAGCUCCACCCUCCCUCGAAUGAAGCAGAAGGGACUCAAGAUUGCCAAAGGCAUCUUCUAAGGAUGACUCCCAGGCUUCGGCUGGCUGGGGACUAAGCACUUACAGACUAGAGUGGCCCAGGCCACACAGGUACCUCUGCCCACCUGCCAGCCAAGGCUACCCCCAGACUCCAGCUCACCCUAACCUCUCCUGCUGCCGGGAUUGACCCCUGCCACUGACAGGCUGACCUGGCCUCCAGGGACACUCGCCGCCUUAGGUGCCUUCUGCUCUCUGGAACCAGAGGACUAGCUGACUUUUGCCAAGGGGUGCUGCCAACGGGCAUGGUACCCUGCCUGCCCUGGACACUGCCCUCCACACUUUCCUGACACCUCCCCCAGGUGCAGACACUGCCACCCAUGCCCCCGGAUGCUCCAGGGCAUACACACACACACACAGCAGGGCUGACGACUGCGUUCUCUCCUGUGCCCACAGGCACUGGCCUGGGACCCUCAUGGAAGUCCCUGCCUUUCUUCCCACACUCUAGCCUUUCUCAGGCUGCACCAAAGAUUCCACCUUCAGGGCCUACAGAGUGAGGGAGUCUCGCUCGCCACACGCUCCAGCCCUCCCCUGGAUCAGAAAGGGAAGCCCUCUCCUGGACCACCUGGGUGGCACCGACUCUCAUGCCACUGAAGUGCCAUUCAGCACCACUGCAUCCUGGGUUGCACAAGACUGCAUGAACGGGAGGCUGGGGGGGAGGAGAUUUUCGUGGAGGAGGAACACGGCUGAAUAUUUGUAUAAAAAGUAAAAAAGUUUACUGAUUGGGGUGGGGCAAUAUUUAUUUGUUGUAAAUAGAAAAUGCUAGACUUGAAUAUUAUAUUAAAAUCCUGUUUCUA